AUGCGGUCCAUGGUGAGACUGGGAGGACCGGGAGGACCGGGAGGACUGGGACGACUGGGCCCGGUGCUCGGUCAGCGCUGGUUCCGAGUGUUCGCGCUGUGUACAAGUUUACAAAGGAGACUCAGGUGCUCAUGGAGGGGACACUCACACACCCACCCCUCAGUGCAGGCGUAUGUUCAACAGCUCAUGGAGGAGUUCACACUGUUGGACCAGAGGUUGGACCAGAGGUUGGACCAGAAGCAAGACCAGAAGCAAGACCAGAAGCCGGACCAGAGGCGAACAUUUGUCCUGAGCGAGUCUGAGCGCAGGGCCAUGGUCCUCAGACAUGCCGAGCUGCAGCCUCUGGCCAAGGCCUGGAGCCGUGUUGAGCAGACACGCAGAGACCAUGAAGAGGUGCUAGCUCUCCUACAAGGAGCCGAGGAGGAGGACGAGCAGAUGAGCGAGCUGCUGAAGGAAGAAGAGGCUCAGCUGUCUCAGAUCACCCACACGACCAAACAAAUGGUGAAGUUGUUAGUUCCGGUGGACCCUCUGGACGACAGUGAUGUGAUCUUGGAGGUGGUGUCCGGACGCACAACUGGAGGGGACAUCUGUCAGCAGUUCACCAGAGAGGUCUUCCACAUGUACCAGGGAUACGCCCACAGCAGGGACUGGGACUGGGAGGUCGUCAACUACACACCCUCGGAUUUUGGCGGGCUGCACCACGCCGCCGUGCGCAUCUCUGGGGACGCGGUGUACCGACAUCUGAAGCACGAGGGCGGCACACACCGGGUGCAGAGGAUCCCAGAGGUCGGCCUGUCCUCCAGGAUGCAGAAGAUCCACACGGGAACCAUGACUGUGAUCGUGCUGCCGCAGCCGCCGGAGCUGGACCUGACCAUUGAUCAGAAGGAGCUACGUGUGGACACCUUUAGAUCCAGAGGAGCGGGAGGACAGAGCGUCAACACCACGGACAGCGCCGUGAGGCUGGUGCAUCUGCCUACAGGCAUCUCGGCGGAGUGCCAGCAAAGCCGCUCGCAGCUGCAGAACCGCGACACGGCCAUGCGGGUGCUCAAGGCGCGCCUGUACCAAAGCAUUGUGGGACGGGAAGCGGAGCAGAGGAGCACAGCCCGCAAGCAGCAGGUGGGGAGUCGCUCUCAGUCGGACCGGAUCCGCACCUACAACUUCAGCCAGGACCGUGUCACUGACCACCGGACCGGACACACCUCCAGGGACAUCAAAGAGUUCAUGAGAGGAGGAGAGGCCCUGCACGAGCUGAUCCAGGAUCUGCGGCAACACGCACAGACAAAGGCUCUCAUGGACAUAGUGGAAGCAAGCCUCAGGGUGAGACAGGGGUGA
Knipowitschia caucasica is the source of this 1332-nucleotide messenger RNA. NCBI's taxonomy places the organism in Eukaryota, Metazoa, Chordata, Actinopteri, Gobiiformes, Gobiidae. The record is from the annotation of a GenBank genome assembly.